CGUUGCGCGAGCGGGAUUCUAACCGGGCGCAUGCCGAACUUGACCAUGCGAUGACAGUUGCAGAGCAGCCAGUCGCUCAGGAGAAGCUGCCUCCGGAGCCAACAAAGCCUCCGCUGCCAAGCCUAGUACAAGCAGCCCAGCAUGGCCAGGACGUUGUGGUGCCCCUGUCCUUGGUGGAGCAGCGCGACGCCGACGCGACGCUGGACAUCGCUUUUAGCUGGGAGCAGCGGGUGGACGCGGCAGAGCUCAGGGCCUCAUUGGAGAAGGCGCUGAGCCAUUUUCCCUGCUGUGCUGGGCGCUUCGUGAAGCGGGUCGUCUUUGUGGAGCCGGCAGCAGGAGUAACGCUGAAGCAGCCCAGGCUCUGCAUUUUAUGCAACAAUGCCGGCAUCAGCUUCAACCAUUGCCCCUACGAUGGUAAGCGGCCAUCUGUUCUCGGACCGCUCACCGGGCUUUUCGACCGCGCCGUUGGCACGGCGAACAAGGCGGAUGGCAGCGACGCCCCGUUGUUGAGAGUGAAACUCCUGGACUGCCAGGACGGGCAGAUCCUGGCCAUCAGCUUCUCGCACGGCUUGGCGGAUCUGGAAGGAAUGGGCCUUUUCCUGCAGGCCUGGAGCCGUUUCCACCGCGGAGAGGAGACCCGGGGCCCGCGUCUCACGACGCGCGGGUCGUUUUGGAAGGCGCCCUGAACAACGGAUUCCCAAAGCUGGAUCCGGCCUUUACCUACCUCCAUAGACGUGAGCUCGCCACCAGAGCGGCCACGGCUAGAGCUGCUGCCGCAGCAGCAGCCGAACGGCUAGGUGUCACAACUUUCCUCCUCAACUGGCAGGAGCUUCAUAGCUUGACGGAGGACUUCUCACGGAAUCUGAGAGGUCGCCGUUUGAUUUUCGACUCAGAGACCCUGUCCAACGCGGAGGUUGCCUUUGCAGUCGUUGUGGAGUCUCUUGGAAGAGCGGUUUCAGCCAGCGUUUGGCUGGACUAUAGGGCCACCUUCGGCUACGACAGGCUAUUUGGACAUGUCCGUGGCACCGUGGAUGUGGAUUUGCCCGCGGAUCACAAGCACGCGGCGGCGGUGAUUCGGAAGAAGCUCCAAAUCGCCAGGGAGAAUCCGGACUUCUGGUGCUGGAAGGCGCAGCAAAUGAAGAGCUGCCCGGUUGAGCCCAGCGCUGAGAUUAUCCUCAGCUCCUGGCUGGAGGAGCGGCAGACUUGAAGAAGGUCUCUUUUGGCUCAGCACCUGCAGGAGCAGGCAUUGGAUGUAGUUUGUGGCAGUGGUGGGCGCACAAUCCAGAGGCUCGACGCCGCGCCGGCGGAGGUGGUGCCAUUGGAGCAGAUGGGCGCGGAUGCCCCUCCUUGGUGGUCCUUCUGCCCCACGGGGACGGGGUGCAAGUGCAGGCCCUGCUGCCGCCGGGAGCCGCGGCGAAGCUUUGUGCAAAGCACAAGUGCUUGGUCUACUAUCCGUGAGGCGUGCAAGGCGUGAAGCAGUGUGGGUCCAAUCCAAACGGAUGGGCCAGUGAGAUGGA
This is a messenger RNA of Effrenium voratum, 1517 nucleotides long. NCBI's taxonomy places the organism in Eukaryota, Dinophyceae, Suessiales, Symbiodiniaceae. The record is from the annotation of a GenBank genome assembly.